AUCUAAAUCUGAAACCCAAAUGACGCCAACAAGCAAACACGCGGAAAAAAAAGGGCCAGCAGACUGGGGAAUCAGCGUCUCUAAAUGGUUCUCCAAAUGGUUACUAGUGAUGGGAUUAGUUUUUGCGUGUACGGCGACUCCGGGUAAGAUAUUUUAGCACAGAACAGAAAAUGGUGCAGGAUGUGUUAGCUUGGCCUCGCUUGGUCUGAGUCAGUGUGCUUUGCCAGUGUUUGUUUAACGCAGACUGUGAAAAUACCAGAUAUUUAGACUGGAUUUCCGGUAUUGCUCGGCAGCCAAUAGCUUUUCUCCAAUAGUAUCACCUACACGCGCGUUUAAAGAUGGUUCAAAAUGACUGAUAUUGAUAUAUGGUAAUUUGCAACAGUGAUCACAUGACACUAUUACCUCAAGAAUCGAUCAAGAUGAAUUGCGCGUCAGCUUACGUUUCCGAUUUUUUCCCCCCUUUACGGAUCCCGGAGUAAUAGAUGGACAAAGUUUAGCGCACAGCCCUGCCUGUUCCCUCUCAGAAACACAAAAGAAGACAUGACGGAGUUUGACGAUCGCAAUAACUGUUCUUCAAAUAUGUAUCUGCCGAGCUGCACCUACUACGUGUCUCCGCCGGAUUUUUCCACCAUGUCAUCUUUUUUACCACAGACUACUUCUUGUCAAAUUAACUUUCCUUAUUCCACCAACAUCACGCAGAUGCAGCCUUUCCGCGAAGUUGCGUUUAGGGACUACGGACUUGAACACCCAAGUAAAUGGCACUACCGAGGUAAUUAUGCUUCAUACUACUCGUCUGACGACGUUAUGCACAGAGAUUUAAUGCAGUCGACAAGCAGAACGGAAAUGAUCUUCAAAAACGAUCCCGUCUAUAAUCACCACGGAAGCGUCAACACAUCUUGCAAUUUUUCCUCCAACGUUGGUAGAAAUGGUGUUCUUCCUCAGUGUUUCGAUCCCUUUUUCGAGGCUGCAAGCAACCAGCCGGAGAAGUCAAAUGCUGAACACUCGAGAGAAAAAGCCGCUGGCGAUUUUCACGGGGACGCAGUCUGUGUGAAAGAAUCCACGGAGGAAGACAAACAAAGCACCGUGGAGAACGCUGACGAAGAGUCCUUUUCAUCGAACUGUGCGGAGGAGAAGGGCAGCGGAGCAACUUCUUCAAGGUCAAGAAAAAAGAGAUGCCCCUACACGAAAUACCAGAUCAGAGAACUUGAACGGGAAUUUUUCUUCAAUGUUUACAUUAACAAGGAAAAAAGAGUGCAACUGUCCAGAAUGCUAAAUCUCACCGACCGGCAAGUGAAAAUCUGGUUUCAGAAUAGAAGAAUGAAAGAAAAGAAAAUGAACAGAGAUCGACUGCAAUAUUUCACAGGGAAUCCUUUAUUCUAACGAGUGAGGGGAGACGGAGGCACACGUUUCACCCAAAAAAAGGAUAAAUCGGAUGGAUUCAAUUACAGUUCUUUACUCCUGCGGUGUCAGUUUCUGAGUGACUAUAAGUGAAACUCACUAUUUGAAGAAAAACAAAAAUCACCAUCUAUGCAACAAAGUAGCUUGUGACAUUAUUUGUUCAACCCUAUUACCUCAAAACAUAAAAUAAAAUAAAAUAAACGAAAAUUCAAAGGAAAAUUCUUCAGAAUUACUCAGAAGAAAGCUCACUUGUUCUUUAAACCUGCUAUAUCGGAACUCUUUUGAACUUAUAGAAUGUUAUCAUUUGAAAUAAAUUAGUAUUUUUUUGGUUCUCAAUGUGUAUUUUACAUCCAGAACACUGAUAUGUCAGUUCAGCUAUAUUUAUUUACAUUUACUUACGCUGUCUUAUUUCACAGACAAAAAAGAUGUCUCAUAAUGUAUUCUUUUAACUCUGUCUAUUAAAUUUUAUAUCAUGGAAGCAUGUGAACUUAUGCAGUAUAUUAAAAUAACAUUUAAAUAGGCA
Polypterus senegalus (gray bichir) is the source of this 1921-nucleotide messenger RNA. RefSeq names its product homeobox D11a (gene hoxd11a). The record is from RefSeq and is a predicted model, not a curated record. Gene Ontology annotation, cellular component: nucleus. NCBI's taxonomy places the organism in Eukaryota, Metazoa, Chordata, Cladistia, Polypteriformes, Polypteridae. The transcript is spliced from 2 exons. Gene Ontology annotation, molecular function: DNA-binding transcription factor activity, RNA polymerase II-specific; RNA polymerase II cis-regulatory region sequence-specific DNA binding. Gene Ontology annotation, biological process: regulation of transcription by RNA polymerase II; anatomical structure development. Bases 541 to 1380 code for a protein of 279 amino acids.